AUGGAUGGUGACAAGAAGGAACGCUGGGUUGACAUUAUCGGCAAUGUUCGACAGCGACGAGCAGCACUUGAACGGAUUCUGGAUGUUGCCAAUUAUGUCCGAGAUGAAGAUGGGAAGGUUCUCAAGGACGGGGCAGCCGUCCCAGCUCCAGGAGCCGGAGAUGCGCUGGUCCUGCAGAUCAGUUGCAACGAGGUUGGAAGGGUUCUUGGGCGCGGUGGCGAGACUAUCCGAAGACUUGAGGAUGAGUCUCGUGCCAGACUCGAAAUCGACAAGGCGGAGGGUCGCCUCACGAUUUCUGGACGGCCAGAAUCCAUCGAGCGGGCCAAGGAGCUUGUGCUGCUAGAGGUCAGCCAUUGCAAGCUUCUCGAUGGCACCGUUCUGAAGGACGACGGCAAGCCUACGGGUCAUGGUGGUGGACCUCCGGCAUCAGGAAAAGAAGGCUUCAAGCUGUGGGUGCUUGGAAAGGAGGCCGGGAAGGUCAUCGGAAGAGGAGGAGAAACUGUCCGGGAGAUAAUGCAGCGCACUGGUGCUGAGAUCCAG
Cladocopium goreaui is the source of this 540-nucleotide messenger RNA. Lineage: Eukaryota; Dinophyceae; Suessiales; Symbiodiniaceae. The record is from the annotation of a GenBank genome assembly.